AUGAUGAAGGAUGCGCGGAUGACAGUGGCGCAGCUGGUGAAAGGCAUCGUAAUCUCAUGGGGAUCAAUUUACACCAUCCUACAUGAGAAGGUCGGCCUCCGAAAGGUUUACGUACGUUGGGUACCCCAUCAGCUCCGUGAGGAAUGGAAAGCAGCUCGGGUGAAUUGGUGCCAGACCAUGCUUGCCAAGUUUGAUGAUGGAAGUUCCAAUGUAGUUCGGGAGAUCAUCAGUGAUGAGACUUAG
This is a messenger RNA of Echinostoma caproni, 243 nucleotides long. NCBI's taxonomy places the organism in Eukaryota, Metazoa, Platyhelminthes, Trematoda, Plagiorchiida, Echinostomatidae. The record is from the annotation of a GenBank genome assembly.